UCUGUGACAAAAACACAACAAUUCUUAAAAGCUAUACCUUGCAUGGACCUCGUAGAAAAGCUUCAGCAACUUUCUCAAGACUUCACAGGGACCACCAAUCAGACAGAGAGGGCAACUGAAUGUAAGGCUGAGACUGAGGCAGAUACCAGCUCUGUGAGGACUUCCAAAGAGGCCAAGAAGGUGGAGAAGACGGAAUUGGCGAAGAAAGUCUCCAAACUCAAGGAACCUGCUGCUAAGAAAUCUACCAAGACACCAGCAGCCAAGAACCCAGCAGUGGCUGAAAAAAAGGAAGACCCCAAAGAAACAAAAAAGGAUGUGCCUCCUAAAAAGGUAGGAGAGUUCAAAGAUAUAGCACGUAAAUCCAAAAACAAUGAAUACUGGGUGCUGACAGAAAAGCAGUCUGAUGGAGGGCUAGGGCCCAAAACGUUACAUGUUCUAAUAUACCACUAGAAAAAAAGGGAGCAGAUACUGGUGUGCGGACUCAUUGUUCUUGCCCUAAAAAGGUAAACACGCCUGCAGCACCCAAAAAAGCUGAAGCUGCUAAGCCCAAGGGUCCCCAGCCCAAAGAGCCUAAGAAGGUGGAGAAGACGGAUUUGGCAAAGAAAGUCAAGGAGCCUGCUGCUAGGAAAUCUACCAAGACACCAGCAGCCAAGCACCCAGAAGUGGCUGAAAAAAAGGAAGACCCCAAAGAAACAAAAAAGUCUGUGGUCCCUAAAAAGGUGAACAUGCC
Messenger RNA from Sardina pilchardus (European sardine), 730 nucleotides. RefSeq names its product late histone H1-like. The record is from RefSeq and is a predicted model, not a curated record. Lineage: Eukaryota; Metazoa; Chordata; Actinopteri; Clupeiformes; Clupeidae. The transcript is spliced from 2 exons. Bases 43 to 450 code for a protein of 135 amino acids.